Trichosurus vulpecula (common brushtail) is the source of this 1302-nucleotide messenger RNA. RefSeq names its product olfactory receptor 1L4-like. The coding region runs from base 1 to 1302 and encodes 433 amino acids. Gene Ontology annotation, cellular component: membrane. The transcript is spliced from 4 exons. The record is from RefSeq and is a predicted model, not a curated record. Gene Ontology annotation, molecular function: olfactory receptor activity; G protein-coupled receptor activity. NCBI's taxonomy places the organism in Eukaryota, Metazoa, Chordata, Mammalia, Diprotodontia, Phalangeridae. Gene Ontology annotation, biological process: G protein-coupled receptor signaling pathway.
AUGGCUGCAUAUCACAUUUCAAAUCUUUGGGAAGAGCUGAAGUGCCCCAUCUGCCUAGAUUUCUUAACAUGUGCCACAUCUAUAGAAUGUGGUCACAAUUUCUGUGCAAGAUGUAUCCAUGAAUUAAUUCUAAAGACUUCAAAGCCGAGAUUUCGAUGUCCUAAGUGCAACACAAAAUGUAAGAAGACUCUCCGGCCUAGUCGACAACUGGAGACAGUGGCACAAUCCUUCAGACUGCUCACCACUCACAUGAUGAGGAGCUGGAAGCUGAGAGAUGUCAUCAAGAGACAAUUCCUUGGGGCCAAACAGACCUUGCCUAGUCACUCCUCCACUCGACAGCCCAUCAAAUACUUAGAUGUAGCUCUGCUGGAAGGGAUCUCAGAGACCAUCUACACCUCUGGAUUUAUCCUCUUGGGACUGUCCUCAAACCCUCAGUUACAGAAGCCACUCUUCAUCAUAUUCCUCAGCAUGUACCUAGUUACCCUCCUUGGAAAUUUGCUUAUCAUUCUAGCCAUCCGCUCAGACUCAAGGCUUCAUACCCCAAUGUAUUUCUUCCUAAGCAUCUUGUCUUUCACUGAUAUCUGCUUCACCACUGACUUUCUUCCCAAGAUGCUGGUGAAUUUCCUGUCAGAGACAAAGGCCAUCUCCUACAUAGGCUGUCUAGUGCAGAUGUACUUCUUCAUGGCCUUUGGAAACACAGAUAGUUAUCUUCUAGCGUCCAUGGCUAUUGACCGCUUGGUAGCCAUCUGUAAUCCCUUACACUAUGCCAUGCUCAUGAGUCACAGGCGUUGUGUCAUUUUGGCAGUGGCUUCCUGUGUGAUCUCACAUCUCCACGCUCUCCUACGUGUGCUUCUCAUGUCCCGUCUGUCUUUCUGCGCCUCCCACGUCAUCAAACACUUCUUCUGUGACACCCAGCCAGUGCUGAAGCUUUCUUGUUCUGACACCUCUUCUAGUCAGGUUGUGGUCAUGACAGAGACAUUGGCUGUUAUUGUGACCCCCUUCUUAUGCAUAAUCUUCUCCUAUCUUCGGAUCAUUGUUGCCAUCCUCAAAGUCCCCUCGGCAUCAGGAAAAUGGAAGACUUUCUCCACUUGUGGCUCCCACCUCACCAUUGUGGUACUCUUUUAUGGAAGUGCUAUCUAUGUCUAUUUCCGGCCCCUGUCCAGCUACUCUGUGGUCAAAGAUCGAGUGGCCACAGUCAUGUACACAGUGGUCACCCCUAUGUUGAAUCCCUUUAUCUAUAGCCUUAGGAACAAAGACAUGAAACAGGGCCUGGGAAAGUUGAGGGAUAGAAUCAAGUUUUAG